Phaedon cochleariae (mustard beetle) is the source of this 6762-nucleotide messenger RNA. Lineage: Eukaryota; Metazoa; Arthropoda; Insecta; Coleoptera; Chrysomelidae. The record is from the annotation of a GenBank genome assembly.
CAAAAACCCAAUAAGAAACGAUGUCUCGAAGUUCAUAUCGUCAACAUAUAAUAAUAUAAACUUCUAUCCAGCUGUGAGGCUAAGAGCAAGGGUUCAAGGUCCGAAGAACCAUGACCAAUAUAAUAAACCAAUGGAUUCAAUCAAGACUUGGAAUAAUAAUGAAUUGGAAUGCUGAAACAUUUUGUCGUAAUACAAGAGACGGGCAUCUACUCUCGCGAAUAUUGAAAUCUUACGAGGUCAUCAACGAAGAACAGCUUGGAAUGAUACAUAAAACAGAGGUGCGAGCGAACUGCAUGCAAAAUUUCAAAUUCAUAGCCAUAUGGCUCAAAACUCUCGGAAUAUCCCUCGAUACCGACGAGGUAGAUGAAAUCGUUGAUUACACCGGCUUAGGUUCCAUCAAUAUAUUCUAUAAACUAUUUUUAGAACUUCACGAGAAAGAUAAUCUGACAUUCAUAACGCAACAACGGCUGAAUGAAAAAUUGCACCCCCAAAACACAAGAUUCGCAGUGAAAAGUGAGGCCGAGGAGACGGUACGACCCCCUCAGGUCGAGGGUAAAUAUAAAUCACCUUUGAUUGAAUCUUACGAUGUAAUUCAUUGGCACCAAGAUCGCCUAGAAAUGUUGGUCAAUAAAUGCAAAUCAGCUAGAGAGGAGUAUAUGGGCAUGGUGAGAACGCGAGACAAACGGUUGUCAAGUUCCUCAUUUAGUUACUACUCUCCUGCCUCGCCAGAUUUUCACAGAACGGAGGAAGCUAACGAAGAACUCAUUAACGAAUCGGUGAAAUCAAUUGACUUGUCCUACGAAAAGUUGAUUGAGGAACAAAAGAAAGCAAACAUGCUGAAACAGUUCCAAGCAGAUCCCAAAGAAGCGAAAACAAUACUCAAGAAAUACAAAGAACAGGUCAAGAAGAAGGCUGAAAAUGCCAUAUUCCAGAAGCAGCUGCACAAAGAAGUGCUGAAUGCGUUUUGGCAAAAGAUACGCGAUGAAGAAAAUGACGAGUGUGAUAAAGAUAUAACCGAAAAGAUGCUCAAACAGUCUUUGUAUGAAAAACAAAUGCUGAGGAAGCUGGGCGAAGUUAAAUUUCAGAAGGAUGUUAUGAUACAAAAUAAGCUAGCUAUAUCUGAUGCUAUUUUGAAAGAAAAGGAAGCACAAUUUGUCGAACAAUUUCUUGAAGAAGACAAGGAAUUGAACGAUAAAGAAUUCCAGUAUUACCUGAAUAAAGAGAAAACACUAAAAUUGCACAGGAAAAUCUACGAAGAAAAAUUACGCUUGAAAUCAGAGAGAUGCUAUAAAAUGUGUUCAGAGAUAAUCAGGAAUAUUUGUACCAUAGCUUUCAAAGAAUCUGAAUAUAGAAAUUUUUUCGGGGAAAGCCCGUCGAGAAGAGUGAUAGAUAACUGGAAGAAAUGUUUUUUAACAAAUGAAAAUUUCGAAGAUGCGGUAUCCCCGAUAGAAAUUAUACUCAAACCACCUGACGAAAUCCCAGAAGAUUUGGAAACAAUAGUUCAUAAUGAAAUAGAAAGGCAAGAUAAGUUGGACAAAGGAGAUUUCGAAAGCUAUAUAAACUUCGAAUGGCCUUGGGAACUCGAAAAUGUCGAGAUAGAUGACAACUACAUAUGCGAUAUGAAUUAUGGAAUGAAUAUUUUAGGACAUAUAGUAAACAAUUUGCUGAAAAUUAAAUAUCCUUUGCCGGAACCGCCUCCGCCUCCAAAUUUGCCAAAAGUAAAUAUUUCUGUUUGUGUAAAUGGACUGACAGACACUACCUGCUUGCCUCUACUCCAGAAAAUGUUGGAUCAUAAAGAUAUCCGUGUUUUCGAAAUGCAGGAUGCAGUGAAUUUUUGCAUAAAUGCUUUUAAAGAAGAAAGUAAACUUGCGGAAGAAGAUGGAGAUGAACAAAUUCAGAAAGACAAGACCAAAGGGAGUCAAUCAAAGAAGUCACUCAAGAAAGGAGCGAAAUCAAAAUCCAAAACCGAUAGAAAUAUCAAUACGGUAGAAGAUGUGGAAGACAAAUUUGCUCUGGCAGAUAAGACAGUACAAACGCCCAAGGUGUAUCCAUGCGAAGAAAUCCCUCUUUCGCCAAAAGCAGAGCUAGGAAGAAUAGCAGAAGAAGAACUAUCUCGUGGUAGUUCUCUUACAGAUCAUUUGCUUGUACAUAUGUUCUUGGAGUUCCUUAGACCUAAACAUCAUCUGAAAGGUUGGGUAUUGGUGAACUACCCCGAAACUUUAGAACAAGCAAUACUCUUAGAAGAAUCACUCACUGGUAUUACAAUUCCUGGAUAUUUUGAUACUCUUAAAGUGUCUAGAAGCAUAGGUGAGCUGGCCGAACUUGAGGCUAACUACGAUGAUAGAAAUAUGGAUAUUUACGAGCAAUACAGAAGUUCUAAAAUUUUGAAGAAUCCACAGAAAGCAAUUGAAGAUGGGCUUUCUUACGAUUCAGCUCUUACUGCCUUCAUACAGAUAAUUCAAACUACAAACGAAAGAAACGACAACACAGUACCAAACAUUUUAGUUGAAGAUCUAGAGAAUCGCACAUCACCCUUAGAAAUAUUUUACUCCGAUCUGGGUUGUAAUUACUCCCUUUAUUAUGAACACUUCGAUUAUUACACUGUCAAAUCUUUGGGGAAAUUGAUUAUUGGAGAUUAUUCCAUUCCCCCCAAAACGUCAAUCGAACUCUUCGGGGACAGCAUCAGGUAUAUCGACGCAGAAAAAAUUGAUUUGGAAACGAUAUUCAGAACUAAAAGUGUUAAGUCGGUGAAGAAAGGGGAUAAGAAGGAGACAAUAAGGAAAGAGAAGGUGGUGAAAUCUAAGAGUAAACUUUUCGAAGAGGAAACGAAGACAGAUAUAAUAGCAGAUAAGAAGAAAGGAAUGAAAGAUAAGACUGACCAGAGCGGUCACGUUUUGAUCGUACACUCGGAUAAAUUCACCCAAAUCCCGGAAGUCAUCGUUGAAGAAGUCGAAGAAGAAGAAGAAUUGGAAAAAGUAUCCAUCGAACCAGGAUCUCCAGGUUGGAAAUACACCGACUUGAAGUUGGCUGACGAGCUGCAAGUAGCGCUGGCAACCUUAUGGGAAAACGCCGAAGAGGUCUAUAUAGAAGAUUUUAGUCAGGUCUUGUUCAUGAAGAGGAUCAUCCUGAAUGCCAUAAUGCCGAAGGUCAACUACGUCAAGAUUCACAUGAAUAAAUACAUCAACUCGCCCGAUGACAAACAGAUGUAUCUGAGAAAGUUUCAACAACUUUAUAAUGAAUUCGAUGCUGAUAUUCGUAGUGAUGUUGAAUUCAAAGCAGAACUUCAUUGUCGGGUGAACGAGCUGAGAGAGAAACUGAUCGGAGUGUGCGACCAGCAGAUGAUGGAGGCUGAACAAGCACGAUGCCUCAUCGUCAACAAAAAGUGGGCUCCGAGGCAACUGGUGGAGCUCAUCAACAACUACAUAAACGGCUUUCAGCUGGAAAUAGACAGGCACGUCGAUACGCUCACGCUUGUUAGCGACUACUAUGCGGGAAUCGUCACGAAAUUGCCGGUACAGGAAUCACUAGCGAAAGAGGCCUUGUCCAGAUUGGAUCUUUUGGAUUCGGGAAUCGAGCAGGCUGUAUGUGAUGUGCUUCUCAGAGUAGACGAGGAUCUAGGUGACCCUUUUAGCAAAACUGUCGAGCAGAUCUACGGCAAGGCAUCAGCGUUUUCGAAUAAGUGUCAAAGUUGGGCCUGGUCUUGUCUAGAAAAAGUCAAAUCGGUCUUCUCCCCCCACGUUGAAAAACAGAAGGAAAAACAAAGCAAGAAGAACAAAAGCAUAAAAGGCGAUAUUAGUCAUCCGACGAUAUUCGAACCGAAUAAUGAAGUGAAACAAAAUUCAGAGAAGCUCUUCGAAGAAUGGAAGCGCGUUCUAACUGGAGAAACAGCCAGACUGACAAUAUGCCUGAAACUCCUAAGACACGACCUGGAACAAAAUCUCCAACAAAACCUGAACACGGUGAAGAAAAACAUGCUCAACGUCUACGAAGAUAUCAGAUCCAAAUACACGCACGAAGUCAGCAUAGUCAACAACGUUUGCAACUUCCUAGCAAGAGCUAUUGAAGCAGCUGUUCCCCUCCAAGAAGAGCUAGUCUUCAAGGAUGGGGAGUUCUAUCUUAACCCUCAACACAUAUUUUUCCCUGACGAAGUUCCUCCAGAGCAAACCUCCACUGACUUACCAGAAGACCUGUUCUUCACCAUACCUCAGUUGGAAAAAAUGACUGAAAUUCUAUUCGAUUUGGCACCAAGUGGUUACAUUCCUGAGCGCAUCUUCGUUUACCUUCUUCAAGACAUGGUGAUAGAAGAGGAAGAAAGUGUGAUGCCUAGGCUUUGGUCUAGAAUGUCGCCUGAGAAUAUCACUCAGCUUUCCAGAGAAUUGUUUGGACGCCAAGAGCUGGUCAGGUGGAAGGACUUCAUAGUUUACAAUCUCGUGAUACCAUUCCCAAGUGCAGAAGAUAUUCUGAGACUGAGGAAAUGUUACAGUGAAUUAGACUCGGAUGCUAUGGAAUUGAUAAAUGAAGAACAGUAUGAAUCGGUUGAUUUGUGGUUUGAAGAUACUGAAGGUGGUUCGAGAAAUGGUUUGAUCAAACAGCUGAUUUUCAAAAUGUAUAAGGUUACUGAGGAGUAUUUCAAUUAUACGGCAAUGUUGUUUUAUUUCUGCAAGGGUGAGAGUAUACCUGCUGGAAUUGCGAAGGCCUUAGCACUUUCUAUGGGAAAAGUGAUAUGUUGGGACAAUGAAAUUGGGAAUAAAUUCGUAGAAGCUACUUUGGAAGAGAGGAAAAUUCAUGAAGAAGAGGUGCGAACCAGAAAUGAAGAGCGAAGGCAAAAUCAAGAAUUUGCCGAGUGUAUUUUACAGGAUGUAGUGAAUGAAGUAGUCCAUGGAUGUGACAGUGUCAUUAUUGAAGACUUGACACCAACAGAAGAUGAAGAAACAAGAAAAAACUCUCUUCAGGAAAUAAUCAGCAGCGCUGAAGUGACACUUUGCAAUGGAGAAUCCCCAGAGGAUGAAGAAGAAACUACAGGAAGUAUCAUCAAGAAUGACAAUUCAACAGUUGAAGUUCUGAAUGUAGCAGAGGAUAAAUUUUCAAAUUUGGCGAUUGGUUUUGAAAAUUGUGAUGACACUGUUAUCGCACAUUUUAUAACACUUCAUAGCCUCAUACAAGUUUUCGCCAAGACUUUACCUCCCAGCCAAACAAAAGAAAAUCUUGAGGAUGAAAGUUUUUCAGAAAAAUUGGAAAACAUUUUUGAGGAGUGUAGAAACGCACAAUUCAAUAACGAAGUGUUAUCACAUGAUAUUUUGAAUAACACCAAGUUCCUAGAUCUUUUGAAUGAAUCCUUCAAUUUUCAGAUUAAAAAUCCACCCAAGAUUGUUGCUAAACUCAUAGAAACAAAUGAAAAUAUUGAUGUAUAAUAAAAAUGUUUAUUUGUUUAUUAUCACAAUUGAAUUUAUUAAUGUACAUAUACAUUGUAGCUCUUUUAGGACAUCAGUGGCGGCUCGUCAGGGUACGCAAGGUAUAGGAGUCGCCUACCCUUUAAAAAAAGUCCAUUGGAAUAUUUCUAUUUUCCCACUCUUUGUUCUGAAAUUUCCGAAUUUGAAGUAAUGGUUUUCUAAAAAGUUUCCUUGUAAAAAAAAAAACUCCAGCCACAUAACCUCGAAUUCUUCAAGUACACUCAAAGCCAGUGUUGCCAACAACAACGUGAUUACAGAUAUUCAAGUAGCUAAUGGGUUGCGUGCAAGAACUGUCAGAUGACCGACACUGGAGGCAAAACAUUGAAACACAACGUCACUUUUCUUAUUUGUUUACAGGUGAUCGAAAUAGUUUUUCACAAUUAUUUUGGCAUACGAAUCGUAUUUUUUCGCUAUUCAUCAAUUCGCUCAUGCCAUCAUAUUAUGCUGUUGUGAAAUGCACAAAAACUGCAGCGGAAGACGAAGUAAUCCGGUUGGUACAUUAUGAUUUCUAAGUAAGUACCUACUAUAGUCACUCACAUAUAGUUUUCAUUUUUGCAAUUUGGUAAUUUCUCUGAUUUCUUAUCGGAAUUCCUUCUGCGAUAGGAGCUAAUAGAAAUACACCUGAAAUUUUUAAAAUAAUGCAAGAAGAUUGGAUUCAUGCAAUCAAUCGGGAGGACUGGUCUGACAUGCUGACGAUCGUAUGUGUUGUAGACAUUUUCAAUCAAUUAGCAGUAUUAGCUUGUAUUGCAGAAGUGGCAGAAGGCAGUAGGAAUUUUAAUAAGGAAUGACAACACAUUUCAUAAUGAUAACUAUGUGAGAUUACUAUUUACCUGAAAAAUCAUAUACUUUAGUCUCUUGCUGCAUUUUUUGUGCAUUGUACAACAGCACAAUGCGAAGGCAUGCUCGAAUGGGCGUGUACACCUUAGUAGAACUUUGAACUCAAACCAUGUUUAUAAUGAUCCUUUUAUACAUAAAUAAUGAUUGACGAUAUAAUUCGAUCGAAAAAUUAACUGGAAUGUUUUAUUUUUGGACAUAAAUAAUGGUACCUUCUGAAAACGGAUUCUCUUAUGUAUGACGUAGAAACCUCAUCUCGCCAUAGUUAAAAGAAAAUAGCAAACGCCCGACGGAAACUGAGGCAACUGAUAUAUUAAUUCUUUCAAGUGAUCUCGCGCUAAUUCACUCUGUCAGAAAUCAUGUAUCAUUCAUCUCUGUCUGGAAUAGUCUUGUUUCAGUAUUAGGGUUUUGACGUCACAUCAUCGCCUCAUUUUCAGAGGUCCGAAAAAUCGGGGAUUUCAAUAAUCUUUUAUAAAAC